AUGUGCCGCUUGACGAGUUUACCCUACGAAGUACUCGCAAACGUUGCAGAUAGUCUCAGCUUCGAUGAUGUCUUCAACCUCGGACGGGCCAGCAGACAUUUUCUAUUCCUUCUCAAAGAGGAGCGGAUCUGUAAAUCAUUCGUUCAAACGAAGAUCAAGUAUUCUAAAGAAGCCCAAGAAGCGGUGAAGAAUGGUGGCGGUAAUGCCCGAGCUCUCCGAAUUGCAGCAAAGAGGAGAGAAGCCAUUACGUCUGCCUAUCCUUUCACUGUUGCCACCAUCGGCUUCUGUGACGCGUAUAUUUAUCGCAGAGGUAUCUUGUGUUACACGCUGGAUGACCGAAUACGAAUUUUGGACUUGCACCGUUCAGCCCAAGAAGAAUUCGUAGUCAGCAUUCCGAGCUUACUCACAGAAGCACUUUCGGAUAUCGGUGACAACAAUACAGGCACUUUUAAAUGUCUGUAUUAUUCGGACGGUAUCUUAUCCUGUAUCUAUGAUGCUUCUGACGAAGACUCGCCAGUAUGGCUGAUAGCGUUCCAUGUCGAAACCAUGAGGAUAUUGGUGACGCAUGAAUUAGAGUCAACGGACAAGAUUUUUGUCCGGCACAAUUCACAGUACCUCUACUACGGCACGCAUUCAGAACUUGGAACCGAUGGGUACAAGAAAUGGGUCAUCUGCGGCUACGAAUACAAGACGAGGAAGUGGUUCGAUCACAAGGUACAUUUGCCAGACAUGGUAGGCUCGGAGAUUGGCUCCACAAUUUGCUUCGAACUGUACAGAAAUUCAUUUUAUGCACUUUCUAACCAGACUUCCUUUGAAGUGGAGGAGAUUGAUUGGACCUCUUUCUAUCAUUGUGUUCGGUUUCUUUUGGAUUCUCCUAUGUUAUUGGAAAAGACGGAGAACAAAAGCAUGUGGCGGAGGCAACAUCAAGAAGGACCCAUCGACGACCGAUGGACCAGCUUAAGUUUAGACGAAGAUGAGAGCACUGGGGAGCUCAAGAUCGUGGAGGCUCGAAAGGAAUGGUACUUGGGAUGCAGCACGAGCCAGCGGACUUAUUACACGACAGACAUCGUGUUUCCAGUGAAAGACCAUGGUGAGGAUUCGUCUAUCGUACCGGAUUCGCCGCAAGCUCAAAACUUUGUUCUCCCGACGAUCUCCUCUUGGGCACCGGCGGCUUCAUCAGAUCAGGCGCAAGCGUCAUCGUCGACCGAAGUAGAUGCAAUGAUAUCUUCGAGCUCUUCAACAGCUGCUCCUACAGGUGUGGAACCAACAGCCACUGAGUCUGACGAGCAGGACGUCUCAGACCUCCCCAAUAUUCCUUUACUUCGCUUGCUACAGAAGGACGAUCAUCCACAUCAUAUGAACGCCCCCAAUAGACGCCCAGAACGAACACACCCAGGCAAUGACGGAUCUACAUAUCCGACCCAUACGCUGGCAAAGUCUCGAAUUCGAGCUUAUUUUACGCCUUGCAGUACGCACCUCGACCUUGUGGACGACCCCCAUCCAGACGAUUGGCAGGGCAAACAACGCCUCCGGCUGAGAGCAGGAACCCGACGAAUCGGCCCGGUCCUUCGCGAUCCUGUGACGAACCUUAUCCGCAGACCCCAUCCUGAUCUCAAUAUCGCACUUGGAGAGAUGUACCGAGUCCCGCCAAUUACAUACUGGCCCAAAGCUCAAAAACUACAUGAGCCAGACGAACACAUCGAUGCUAUCUACAGGCUCAUGAACCCUCCAUCCCAUUUGGGUAAUGUCGAAGGCACGGCUGAUGAGAGAAGUCUCGUUUACGUCACAGGAGGUUGUGACCAGCCGCAAGCUCUUAUCUUCGUGGGCUUUGAUCCUUCCAUCAAGCUGGCAGGAGUUAAGCAGUGGGGCGGACUGUCAGAAUCAUCUACGAAGAAGCAAAAGGGUGUGGGUGAAGGGCCGCAUAUUGAUGGUCGCGCAACUGGUCACCACGCUCCUUCUGACUCUGUACAUUGGAUAGAGGGGUUGGAGGGACAGCAGGAGGGUACCUAUGUUGACGUGUAUGAAGCCGAUAGGACGGUGAGCAUCGAUGUCAAAGGGAAAGGAAAGGCAGUUGCUGGCCCCAGUCGACCCACGGUCCAUUUCAGUGCUGGAUAUUCAACUAUCGAUGUCUGCGAAAGCCCAGCUACCUACGAUAUUCGUGGGGGUCUCGGGCGUAGAACAUGGGUAUGGCGGGAGGCCGCCAUGUAUCGCGACAUAGGACUUGGAUUGUACUUUGGGAUGGAUCGGCCGAGAGACAAGAGCGGGGAGAUUCUUUGA
Cadophora gregata is the source of this 2277-nucleotide messenger RNA. RefSeq lists its product as uncharacterized. Gene Ontology annotation, molecular function: protein binding. The record is from RefSeq and is a predicted model, not a curated record. Lineage: Eukaryota; Fungi; Ascomycota; Leotiomycetes; Helotiales; Ploettnerulaceae. The transcript has 2 exons. The coding region runs from base 1 to 2277 and encodes 758 amino acids.